CCAAUCUCAGCGCAAUCCGGGGAGCGCAAUCCACACCAGUGUUGCCCUCGACGCUGCUGGAGAGGCAAGUGGCACUCGGCAAGCGCCCACCGAGCGACAGGGGCAGCCCUCGGACCCACAAAAACCAUCGGUAAGGGCAGCGAGCUGAGCAGCCCGCCCGCACGACGGCGGCGCGCGUCGUCGACGCCAUGGAGCUCACCCGCCGCGACAGCAGCAUGAAUGCGCCGAGCAGCUGCGUGCGCAUGGUCGAGCAGGUGUCGUCCGUGCACGAUGUUGGCCUGUUACUGCAGCGCAUGGACAUCGCGACCUGCGCGGCGGCGGAACGGCACACGAAGGUGAACUGCGUGACCGUGGCGAUGGGCGACGUGGUCGUCGAGCACUCGCCGCGCGUCGGCGAGCUCCUCACACUCACUGCGGAGCCCGUGCUCGUGGGGCGGACGUCGAUUGAUGUUUCUGUCCGUGUCUCGGCCGAGAAGGGUCAGGUAAGGCGCCACGUCUGCGACGCGGCGUUCACCUACGUGACGACGCGAGGUCCGGACGGCGAGAAGCGCUUCUGCCCGCCGCUGGAAGAUGAUGAUGCAAGUGAACGAACUAGGUGGGCCCGGGCGACCGCGAAGAGAAGACGAGCCUUACUGAAGCUCGCGGCGCCGCCGCCGACGCCAUCAAACGAGACCUUUACCUUCGAGACCAUCGAAGUCGUCCUGCCCAAGCACCAGAACCACAUGGGUCACACGUUUGGGGGCGUCGUGAUGAGCUGGAUGCACAAGGCGGCCCGGACGUGCUGCGCGCGGCACUGCGGCUGCGCCGUCGACGCGGUACGGACACAAGGUGUGGAUGGUGUCUCAUUCAAUACUGGAUCGAAUGUGAGCGACCACCUCGUGUUUCGGGCAAGGGCGACGGCCUCGUUCGACGACGGGGGCGAGGUCAAGGUGCGGGCCGUGAAACGGGACAUCGCGACGGGGACUGAACAACUGAUCAACGUCGGCUACUUCUCGUUCGGCUUCUUCGACGGGAGACAGCGGUUCCCGGACGUGGUGGCCUGCGUGGAAAUUUCGGGCGAGCAGCGCAUCGGCUCGAUGGCGUGGAGUAACCUAACUCACUGGUCGAUUUCCGCACAGGUCAAGGCACCCGCUGAUGCGCUCGCGCGCCGGCGCAUGUUCGUGGCCCGAAGGCGCCUACUCACGUGCACGGGCGGCGCCCUCGCCUGGCACGCGUCGCUGGUCAAGGAGGCGCCGGCGCUCACAUUGGAGUCUUCAUUGAGACUGUUCCUCACGGACGAGCUCCGGUGGGAGCAUUGUGCAGAUGAUGUGGUGUGGGCUUCCGGAAAUGCAUGGGGCCGCGACUCGUUCGUCCUCAAGACGGACUGUAUCCUGCCAGGAGCGUCGGUCGACGCCGCGUUUCGAGUGGUUAAGGAUGACCGGCCGGCGUGGGACCACUUGUGUGUGGGCAUCGAGCAAGUUGAGAAUGGAGACGAGUGGGACAUAGUCCGACACGACUCCAAGGCGCCCGCCGCUGCGCGAUUCCUAAGGUGUCUGUGUAGGUGCUCGCUGCCGGCGUCGGUGGCGCGGCUGACGCUGCUCCGGGCGUGGCGGAAAGACGGAGAGGGCUACGCGCUCGCGACGCGGUCCGUUCGGCACGCGGACGCGGGGAAGGCGGACGCCGAGGUCCUGCCCGCCUGCUGGCGGCUGAUGCCUUGUGAGGCGGGCGUCGCGUUGUCCUACGCGGUCGAGUUCGAAUAUGCUACGUUGAGAGCCAACGCGCCGGGGCUCUCGGACGCGCGCCUGCGCCGGGCCAUGGCGCGCGCGGCGGCGACGUGGUGCCGGCGCCUGGCGGGCUUCGAGUUCCGGGAAAGGUGACUUUCUUAAGGCUGCUUGUAAAGCAUCUGUUACGGUG
Pelagomonas calceolata is the source of this 1893-nucleotide messenger RNA. The record is from the annotation of a GenBank genome assembly. Lineage: Eukaryota; Pelagophyceae; Pelagomonadales; Pelagomonadaceae.